Messenger RNA from Peniophora sp. CBMAI 1063, 2139 nucleotides. NCBI's taxonomy places the organism in Eukaryota, Fungi, Basidiomycota, Agaricomycetes, Russulales, Peniophoraceae. The record is from the annotation of a GenBank genome assembly.
AUGGGACAUCUGAUUACUCUUGCAACUUCGCUCAACCAAUGGGCACUUGAUUUUCAGGGAAAUUAUGAGCGCAUCAUCGAGAGCAUCCGUAUAGCGAAGGAGCGGGGUGCAACACUACGCGUUGGACCAGAGCUUGAGAUUCCGGGUUAUGGAUGCUUGGACCAUUUUCUUGAGGGUGAUACCGUUCUGCACUCUUGGGAGGUCCUCGCGAAGAUAUUGGCCCACGACGUUGCGGUGGACAUUAUGUGCGACAUCGGAAUGCCCGUCGUGCACAAGAACGUUACAUAUAACUGCCGUGUCAUCAUCCACAAUCGCAAGAUCAUACUCAUACGUCCGAAGAUGUGGCUUGCAAAUGAUGGGAACUACCGUGAACUCCGUCAUUUCACCGCGUGGGCCAAGCACCACGAGUGGGAAGACCACUAUCUCCCUCGUAUCAUUCAGGCCGUCACAGAACAAGUCAAGGUCCCAUUCGGGGACUGUGUCAUCAGCACGCACGAUACAUGCGUAGGAGUCGAGCUCUGCGAGGAGCUCUUCACGCCAGCUAGCCCACACAUCCUCAUGGGCCUCGACGGCGUCGAGAUCUUCACGAACUCGAGUGGAAGCCACCAUGAACUGCGCAAACUCAAUACGCGUGUCGAUCUUAUCAAGGAAGCCACUCAGAAGCUUGGAGGUGUUUACCUAUAUGCGAAUCAACAGGGUUGCGAUGGAGACCGUCUGUAUUAUGAUGGAUGCGCUAUGAUAGCCCUCAACGGGAAGGUCAUCGCGCAAGGCUCUCAAUUCAGUUUGAGCGACGUUGAAGUGGUCUCUGCGACCAUCGAUAUAGAAGAUGUGCGCGCACACAGAUCGCAUAGUUCUCGCGGUACCCAGGCCGCUCAAGCGAAGCGGUACCAUCGCAUCGAGGCGCCCAUCGCACUGAGCCCUGGGAAAUUUGAAGAGAUACUGGAUCUGAACCGCCCACAUCCCGCAGACUUCGAAGUUCGCUACCAUCGGCCAGAGGAGGAGAUCGCUCUCGGGCCUGCAAGCUGGCUUUGGGACUAUCUGCGUCGGAGUAGGACUCAGGGGUACUUCCUUCCCUUGAGUGGUGGUAUCGACAGUUGCGCGACUGCUACGAUCGUGUUUUCUAUGUGUAGACUAGUAGCAGACGCAGCUCGACGAGGAGAUGCGAACGUCAUCGCCGAUGCCCGCCGUAUCGCCGGGGAGCCCGAGGAUUCCACCUACAUGCCAACAGACCCACGGGAAUUCUGCAGCCGCAUCUUCCAUACAUGCUAUAUGGGCACAGAGAAUUCAUCCAAGGAAACGCGACAGAGGGCGCGGCAGCUCGCUGAGGACAUCGGCGCUUAUCAUACAGACUUGAACAUGGACUCAUUAGUCACCGCCGUGCGAGAGCUCUUCGCAUUUGUGACAGGCCAGCGUCCGCGCUUCCGCGUCCACGGAGGGACGUCGGCGGAGAACCUAGCGUUGCAGAACAUACAAGCUCGUCUGCGCAUGGUUGUAGCUUAUCUCUUCGCCCAGCUUCUUCCGUGGGUCCGUGGGCGCGUCGGUGGCUUGCUGGUGCUCGGAUCCGCCAAUGUGGACGAGAGUCUACGAGGCUAUCUCACGAAGUAUGACUGCUCUUCCGCAGACCUGAACCCAAUCGGCGCCAUCUCCAAAACAGAUCUGAAGAAGUUCAUAGCCUACGCCGAGACAGAGUUCUCCCUACCCAUACUGCACUCGUUCUUGACCGCCGUCCCCACCGCGGAGCUCGAACCAAUCAGCGAGACAUACGUGCAGGCGGAUGAAGCGGACAUGGGGAUGACCUAUGACGAGCUGAGCGUAUUCGGCCGCCUCAGGAAGGUCGACAAGUGUGGGCCGUACAGCAUGUUCACCAAACUGGUACACGAAUGGGGAAGCUACCUUUCUCCGACACAAAUUGCGGACAAGGUCAAGCACUUCUAUUUUGAAUACGCCCGCAACCGGCACAAGAUGACAACACUGACGCCCAGCUACCAUGCGGAGAGCUAUAGUCCAGACGAUAAUCGCUUUGAUUUGCGCCCCUUCCUUUACCCUGCACGCUUCCCGUGGCAAUUCAAGAAGAUUGACGACGUAGCUGCCGCGUUACCCGACCGAUCACACACGGUGCAGAAGACGAAGACAGACUGA